Molecule: messenger RNA, 1395 nt
Organism: Myzus persicae (green peach aphid)
Lineage: Eukaryota; Metazoa; Arthropoda; Insecta; Hemiptera; Aphididae
Gene: Rnmt
Product: mRNA cap guanine-N7 methyltransferase
Exons: 8
Coding region: 376-1395 (339 amino acids)
Biological process (GO): 7-methylguanosine mRNA capping
Cellular component (GO): nucleus
Molecular function (GO): mRNA 5'-cap (guanine-N7-)-methyltransferase activity
Source: RefSeq, a predicted model, not a curated record
GAUAAGUGGUAGUUUAAUGUAACUAUGAUGAAGGUGAACGCUGACUUCAUGAAAUAUGUACAAUCCUGUUCAAUUUUGACUGGUGUAUCUCAGAUUGUUGAUUAAGUUUAUGAAAAUAAUCAGUAGUUGUGUUGACGUAUUGUAUAAUACUGUUGUGACUUAAGACUUGUGUGUUUAGUUUCAGACUAUCAAUACCUACCCAUUUUUGUCCACUUGUAGACUGUAAUUGUAGUUUGUAGUUCUGUAAUUCUGUACACAAAAUCAAUCGUGGUUCUGUAUCAUUCUCAAAUAUUCUGUUGUCUGUACCGCAGAUACAGUGAACACAACAAUUCAAUUGAUAAGUGAUAAGUGAUUAGUGUCUAUAACCUGCGUACCAUGUCAGAAGUCACAAAACCUCAAGAACUGUUGUCUGCAACCAUAGCUCGCCAUUAUGAUAAUGGAGAAAAUAACUUAUCAGCACGAAAUGCAUCCCGUAUCUUGUACUUACGCAAUUUUAACAAUUGGGUUAAAUCAACUCUUAUUCAGGAAGCAGUAACAAUGCUUAGAGACAGCAAAAUUCAUGAUGGAAAAAUGCAUGUAUUAGAUUUAGCCUGUGGUAAAGGUGGCGAUUUAAAUAAAUGGAGAAAUUCAAGUUGCAUGGAAUAUCUUGUAGCUGUAGAUAUAUCUCCUGGGUCAAUAUCGAAUUGUCAUUCCAGAUACGAAGAGAUGAAAACAAGAAACAGAUACUUAUUUGAUGCUCAAUUUAUUGUUGCAGACUGCACUAGAGUGAAUAUAAAUACAUUAUUUAAGGACUCAUGUAUGAAAUUACAUUUGGUAAGCUGUCAGUUUGCAUUUCACUACUGCUUUGAAAGUAUACAACAAGCUGAAUGUAUGCUAAAAAAUGUAUCAGAAAAUCUGAUGAGUGGUGGAAUAUUUAUAGGUACUAUACCUAAUGCCAGAGAAAUAGUGAGACGCCAAAAAGAAUGCGGUGAAAAACAAUUUGGUAACAGUAUCUAUAAUAUUGAGUUUAUGUGUGACAUUGAUAAACCAUUUCCAAUAUUUGGUGCAAAAUAUAAUUUUCAUUUAGAAGGAGUUGUAGACUGCCCAGAGUUCCUAGUUUAUUUUCCCGUUUUGGAAAAGUUAGCAAAAAGUUAUGGAUUGGAACUGAAAAUGAAAAUGACAUUUGCCGAGUAUUUUGAAAAACGUUCAAAUUUAGAUGCAAAUUUCUUAAACCGUAUAACAGCAUUGGAGUUAUAUCCUCCCCGGGAAGGAGUUGAACUCAUGGGAGCAGAAGAUGACUAUGAUAAAGCCAAACAGUUUUUAAAAGAAAAUAAACAGGGCAGUGUUGGGACACUAUCAAAAUCGGAAUGGGAAGUUGCAACUCUAUAUAUGGUGUUUAUGUUCCAAAAAAUGUAA